CACCCCUGAACGAGCGGCCUGGGACCUGACGUGUCGACUGUCAUAUCCCGCCCAUCGUCGAUCACCAUCGUAGCUUCCCCAAGCUGCAUGGGAACGAUGGCGCCUAUGUCUAGACAUUCUAUUCCCGGGCGUCCUUCACGAUCAUCUCAACCCAAGUCAUCUCUGAAAUCAUCGCGCAGUGCCGUAGACUCCCCAGAAGGCCCUCCUCACAAGAAGCGCAGAUACGUGCCUGGAGGUCCUGGAGGUGGCGGAAGAUUUGUCAACCUCGAGGCUGCGCAACGACAACAAGAGACCACUCCGAAGAAAAAGCCAUCCGGUACCCCGCGGCGCCAUUCCACGAGUUCGCGAAGCCGUCCCGCGCGCGACACUGAACACCCGAUUCACGCUCCUCCGCCACCACCCCCUGUGCCCACUACACCCCCCUCCGUGACGCGCCCGAGAAGAGAUAAGAGGGAGAACCGAGGUCGGUUCCCCUCGUCGACAGCCGCAGCCCUGGCUUUGCAACAAGGAGAUGGAUACAAACCGCGCGAGGAGCGGGGUUGGGAGGAGUUCCACCCGGAUCUAGACAUCGAUGGCAAGCUUGCUGUGUUCACCUCGGCCGAGGUAGAUGCAGCUGAUCCUGCUCUCAAUGCCCUGACACUAGAGUCCAUCGCAGGCGCCAGUGUCUUGGAUAACUCGGGCAGUCCUAUCAUUCAUUCCGCCGACUUCGCGUCUCCUAUUCCUUUUAAGCGUAGGCCUGGACGUCCGCCACGUCGCCCCGAAGCUAUCCUCAAUGCUUUGCUUGCACAACAACAAGGCCCGAAGGUGAUUCCGCCACCGGGUCCCAACCCUCGGGAGAAGUUGACUUUGCCCAAGCCGUCAUUCCGCCAAAAGGAUCCAUUUACCUUUUAUGAGAAGAAAGGUGUUGGACAACAGAACUAUGUCGAUCGAACGAUGGCCAGCGUUGGGUAUCAAGAGAGUGAUCUGUUCCUUCGCCAUGAUAGGCGCUUCAUUCGGAUGACCGAGGGAGCGCAAGAAGACGACAUGGAUAUCAUCCAGCCCGCCGUUGCCGAGGGCGACGUGAAUGCCAUCAUUGGACGGGUCGAGUACGACAUGGAUGAGCAGGAUGAGAAAUGGCUGGACGAGUUUAACUCCAAGCGUCGAGAGGACCAGCUGGAGCCCAUCAAGCCUGCUAUUUUCGAGAUCACCAUGACCAAGAUAGAGAAAGAGUGGCAUGCACUCGAGAAGCGAAUCCCGAAGCCGAAUCCCAAGCCCCCACAGACGCACCGGCCGCGCUCCAGCUCUGCCGCCGCGGUGAACGGUGAAACUGCCGGACCUGGUGAAGAACAAGACAGUAAAUGUGCUAUCUGUGAUGACGGCGACUGCGAGAACUCGAAUGCGAUUGUCUUCUGCGAUGGCUGUGACUUGGCUGUUCACCAAGAGUGCUAUGGCGUGCCUUUCAUUCCGGAGGGUCAAUGGCUCUGCCGCAAGUGUCAGCUUCUGGGCCGCGGGCACACCAACUGUAUCUUCUGCCCCAACACUGAGGGCGCGUUCAAACAGACCACUUCAUCAAAAUGGGCUCACCUGCUUUGUUCCAUCUGGAUCCCAGAGGUUUCAAUCGGGAACCCGUCUUUGAUGGAGCCAGUCACCGAUGUUGAGAAAGUUCCGCGCAGCCGCUGGAAGUUGCUUUGCUACAUCUGUAAGCAAAAGAUGGGAGCCUCCAUUCAGUGCAGCAACAAGAACUGCUUCGUUGCGUUCCAUGUUUCAUGUGCACGGCGGGCUCAGCUGUAUCUCAAGAUGAAAAUAGGGCAUGGACUUAUGGACUCACAUCUCCUCAAAGCGUUCUGUGACAAGCAUGUGCCUCCAGAAUGGCGGUUGGAACAUGGAACUGAUGCUGCGACUGCUGAUGCGAUUGAGUACUACCGCGACACAAUGCAGGGUCGUCGGUGGGGUGAUAGCCAGGCCGCUGCCUUGUCGUUGGGACCAGCUCAUGGGGAGGAUGAAGAAGAGCGGGUCCAUACCCCUCGCCUCACGUUGACAGUUGGCGGCAGCAACAAACGCAAACGUGUUCCAAAAACUAUUUGGAAGCUUCCUUCUGGUGCCCCCGUCAUCCCCCAGGUCGUUCUCGACUCUGUCGUCGCCGCCCUUGGAAGAUUCACCGUCCGUGGCCGCAAGCACUACGCCGAAGAGGCCUGCAAGUACUGGACCCUCAAGCGCGAGGCCAGAAGAGGCGCUGCACUUCUGAAGCGGCUGCAACUGCAGCUGGAAACCUUCUCAUCCAUGGAGAUGACACGCAGAGAUUAUGUCGCCAUGGGCGUCACUGGCCAUAAGCGCCUGCAACGCCGCAUCGAAUUCGGCGAGCUCCUUCACAAGGAUGUUGAGCAACUCCGCGAGAUGUGUCGCCUGGUAAAAGAGCGAGAGGAAGAGAAGCUCAAGGACGCGUACAUGCUUCGCACCCUCGUUGACACUGUCUAUUUCCCGAUCUUCCCACUUCUCUGGCCCAUCUUUGAGAAAGCACAAGCUCUUGAUAGCAAAGGCACCUUUGCCGCGGGCAUGUUGUCCAUCCGCAAACGGCUUCAAGAAAGAUUUUACCCCUCUGUUGCCUCUUUCUCUGCCGACCUAGCCAGCCUGUUCACCUCUGAAAUAGGCGUUGCACCUGCCGGUGAUACCGCGGCUCUGCAGGAGCAGAUCAGUGGACGUGCGCCAGAGCUGAGUCUGGAGCAACGCGAGAAGCGAAAGUUGGCCAAGCGAAUCAUCAAGUCUAUCCAGCCCGCCUUGGAGGAUGCGAUCCGAAAGGAGAGCGAGCUGAACCGCAAGCCUUUCGAGAAGGAAUUGAAGGAACUCGACGUCAUUCUCGACCGCAGCUUGAUGUCUCGCCGUGACUCGAUCGAAUUCGAAGGAGAAACUGGAAUUGAGGCUGGCGAGCCUGACACCAAGCCCGAAUCCAUGGAGGGCGUUGAACCUACCGAACCUACAGCAGAGACCGCAGCGGCUUCGACCGAGUCUCACUUGGCUGAGGAUGAGACUGAAAAUGCCCAAGAGACCGCUCCCGAGGACACUGCCGCCAACGAGGCUGUCCCUCCCAACGAAACCAAACCCAACAUCAACGCUACCUAUCGUCGCCACCCAACCCCAGUGCUGACUGAAGAGGACCAGCGACUGCCUCUUGCACAGGGCGGCAUCCCAUGGUACAUGCAGCCAUUUGAUCCCAUUGGCACGACCAUUCACGAGGAGCGCUGGACCGGACGGGAUGUUAUGCGCGGGAUGAGCGAGGAGCUUAGUGAACUGGACGAGGAUGAACUCAAGGAUCUGGUCGAUGAUGAACUCGAUCCUGGUUCAAACAAUGCGUCUGCCAACGCAGGCCAGUCGCAGAAGGAUGUCCGUCGGACUCGUCGCGGACGCUUCCGUUGAUUCAGUUCAAGUCAUGAGAAUACUUUAGUUUAUGAGCGACCAUGAGGCGCAGGCUGGAGUUUUCGGGGAUUCGAUCUUGUUUAGGUUUUUGCUGUGUAGAG
Molecule: messenger RNA, 3491 nt
Organism: Penicillium subrubescens
Lineage: Eukaryota; Fungi; Ascomycota; Eurotiomycetes; Eurotiales; Aspergillaceae
Product: putative PHD finger domain protein
Exons: 2
Coding region: 88-3390 (1100 amino acids)
Biological process (GO): regulation of transcription by RNA polymerase II
Source: RefSeq, a predicted model, not a curated record